Orbilia oligospora ATCC 24927 is the source of this 1521-nucleotide messenger RNA. RefSeq lists its product as uncharacterized. Lineage: Eukaryota; Fungi; Ascomycota; Orbiliomycetes; Orbiliales; Orbiliaceae. The coding region runs from base 1 to 1521 and encodes 506 amino acids. The record is from RefSeq and is a predicted model, not a curated record. The transcript has a single exon.
AUGAAACUGAUAUCUCCAACCUUCGCCUUUCGUUUCAUAAUCAUCUUCUCCGCCUUCCAAAACCUAUCCCACGCCAAAUUCGAAGGGUGGAGGCCCAAACUAGCCGACAGAAAUGAGGUGCCGAUGUCUCUCGACGUUUGGACCGAAUGGAUUGUGUCAAACGCCCCAACAUUCCGCUCCAUCAAUGAGCAAAUCGACUUUUUCAAAGAAGUCCGUACUAAAAUCUGCCCGUUGGGACCAGACCUCCAAACUCCAUGGUUAAGAAAAAAAAGAGCCUCUAUACCCCGGAAUAGUCUUACGUUUCUUAUCCUCGCGUUAGUAGAUAUUGCUCAACUUGGUCUAGAGAAUAUGGAAACUGUCCGAAAAGAACAGUGGACACCCAAUGGAAUGAUCGAAACGGCUUCUGCAAAAUUUGUUCGUGAGAAGUUAGGGUGGGGUCUAGAUCGGGCUAAACUCGUUAAUAACGCGACAAAUAUCGAGCUUUGGCUUAAGACUAUCAGCGAAGUGGCUUCUCUCUCUUGGGGUACGUUUAAUAAUAUAGAAACCGAAAUCAAUAAGCAAAGCAUGUUAUCAGGACCAGGGAACUUAACAGGCCCAAACAUUGUCGAAGAAAGAGCCUGGGAACUGGGGAAAUUCAUGACAUCGAUGGAAAUGCCGUCCAAAGAAAUUCCUUUUGUCAAAGUCGACCUAAAUGCCCCGCCUCACAUCCUCGGCGAACUUGAAUCGUUUCGAAAAGAUAUGUGGCAAUCUACAUAUAAUGCCAAUAAUUGGAAUAUACUGGCAAGGAAAUUUGGUUUUGAUCACCCCUUCUUUGGGAAAUAUAUCAACGAGGAACCGUUUAAGUAUGAUCCAGAUUUUGGCUACCGUGCUGUAGGCAAGGAGGUUACACUUUCAAAUUUAUUUGACUAUUUCCUGGCCUGGUAUGGAUGCUGGUAUCGGCCUUGGGCGGAUCUGGUCAAUUUAGUACUGAAGCUGACCCCAAUUCCUGGAGACAAGCACCUGAAUCGGAAAGAUACGGAUAUGAGAACGGAUAAGGGGGCGAAUAAGGGGGCAGAUUAUGGGCUAAUAGCCCGUGACCAAACAUUUAAGAUUGAAGCAGCCCGGCGGGUUCUUGCGGACGGUUACCGGGCCCAGCAGCAACAACCGUGGCGUGGUGGGCAAUACUAUCCGUUGGCGAUCGAUAAUUCAGCAACUAGGGACGUUUUUAGUCAAGAGCGGCUAGCUGAGCCAAAGAAGGAAGAGGAAAUGGAAAGCUUGAAGCGUGAGGAUAGUGUCAAAGUCGGAUGGCCUGAGGGCAAAAUUGAAGUAAAGAAAGCUGAGGAUGAAACUAAGCCUCACGUACCAUUUUGGGCCGAGGAUUAUAAAGCAUCUAUACCGAAAGUAGAAGAUGUUGGCGGUGGUUUACAGGAGAGAAGACCUAACUGGGGGACGUGGGGGAACGAGAUUGUACUAGAAGAGGCCGAGGAUCCGGUACCGCAAAUACCUUCGCUAUAUGAAGAUAAAAUAGAAGAGGAGUUUUAA